AUGUCUCAAGAGAUGGGAGAGCUCACCCAAACCAGGUUGCAGAAGAUCUGGAUUCCACACAGCAGCGGAAGCAGCGGGCUGCAACGGAGGAGGGGCUCAACCAUACCCCAGUUUACCAAUUCCCCUACAAUGGUGAUCAUGGUGGGUUUACCAGCUCGAGGAAAGACCUACAUCUCCACGAAGCUGACAAGAUAUCUCAACUGGAUAGGAACACCAACUAAAGUGUUUAAUUUAGGCCAGUAUCGCCGAGAAGCAGUGAGCUACAAGAACUACGAAUUCUUUCUCCCAGACAACAUGGAGGCCCUACUUAUCAGGAAGCAGUGUGCCCUGGAAGCCCUGAAAGAUGUCCGUGACUAUCUCAGCCAUGAGGAAGGUCAUGUUGCGGUUUUUGAUGCCACCAACACUACCAGAGAACGACGGUCACUGAUUCUGCAGUUUGCUAAAGAACAUGGUUACAAGGUCUUUUUCAUUGAGUCCAUCUGUAAUGACCCUGGCAUCAUUGCAGAAAACAUUAGGCAAGUGAAACUUGGCAGCCCUGAUUACAUAGACUGUGACAGGGAAAAAGUUCUGGAAGACUUUCUAAAGAGAAUCGAGUGCUACGAGGUCAACUACCAACCCUUGGAUGAUGAACUGGACAGCCACCUGUCCUACAUCAAGAUCUUCGACGUGGGCAUGCGCUACAUGGUGAACCGAGUGCAGGACCACAUUCAAAGUCGCACAGUCUACUAUCUCAUGAACAUUCACGUCACACCUCGCUCCAUCUACCUAUGCCGGCACGGUGAGAGUGAACUCAACCUCAGAGGCCGCAUCGGAGGUGACUCUGGUCUCUCAGCUCGAGGCAAGCAGUAUGCCUAUGCCCUGGCCAACUUCAUUCGAUCCCAGGGCAUCAGCUCUCUGAAGGUGUGGACCAGCCACAUGAAGAGGACUAUCCAGACAGCUGAGGCCCUGGGUGUCCCCUACGAGCAGUGGAAGGCCCUGAAUGAGAUUGAUGCGGGUGUCUGUGAGGAAAUGACCUAUGAGGAAAUCCAGGAACACUACCCUGAAGAAUUUGCACUUCGGGACCAAGAUAAAUAUCGAUACCGCUAUCCCAAGGGAGAGUCCUAUGAGGAUCUGGUUCAGCGUCUGGAGCCAGUUAUAAUGGAGCUCGAACGGCAGGAAAAUGUACUGGUGAUCUGCCACCAGGCUGUCAUGCGGUGCCUCCUGGCCUACUUCCUGGAUAAGAGUUCAGAUGAGCUGCCGUAUCUCAGGUGCCCUCUGCACACAGUGCUCAAACUCACACCUGUGGCUUAUGGCUGCAAAGUGGAGUCCAUUUACCUGAACGUGGAGGCCGUAAACACACACCGGGAGAAGCCUGAGAAUGUGGACAUCACCCGAGAAUCUGAGGAAGCCCUGGACACCGUCCCUGCCCACUACUGAGGCCUUUCCAAGAGGUUAAACUGCCACUGUCCUCACUGUCUUCUACCUUUAAGAGCUCCUAUCCUUGCUCUUCUCCUACCCUGAGAAGACUCUAGACUUGGCCACACUGGAAGGGCCCCUCAGCAAAUUCAAAACAGGUCUCAAUUUCUAGCUA
Diceros bicornis minor is the source of this 1570-nucleotide messenger RNA. It is a transcript of the gene PFKFB1, whose product is annotated as 6-phosphofructo-2-kinase/fructose-2,6-biphosphatase 1. Gene Ontology annotation, biological process: fructose 2,6-bisphosphate metabolic process; fructose metabolic process. Lineage: Eukaryota; Metazoa; Chordata; Mammalia; Perissodactyla; Rhinocerotidae. The transcript has 14 exons. The record is from RefSeq and is a predicted model, not a curated record. Gene Ontology annotation, molecular function: 6-phosphofructo-2-kinase activity; fructose-2,6-bisphosphate 2-phosphatase activity; ATP binding. Gene Ontology annotation, cellular component: cytosol; 6-phosphofructo-2-kinase/fructose-2,6-biphosphatase complex. Bases 1 to 1416 code for a protein of 471 amino acids.